AUGACCCACCGAUUCACCAACCCACAAACCACCGAGCGAUUCACCAACCCACUGACCCACCCACCAACUGACCCACCGAUUCACCAACCUACCAACCGACCCACCGAUUCACCAACCCACCAACUGACCAACCCAUUCACCAACCCACCAACCACCGACCGAUUCACCAACCCACUGACCCACCCACCAACCGACCCAUCGAUUCAACAACCAACCGACCCACCGAUUCACCAUCCCACCAACCACCAACCGAUUCACCAUCACACUAACCACCGACCGAUUCACCAACCCACUGACCCACCCACCAACCGACCCACCGAUUCACCAACCCACCAACCGACCCACCGAUUCACCAACCCACCGACCACCCACCGAUUCACCAACCCACCGACCACCGACCGAUUCACCAACCCACCAACCGACCAACCGAUUCACCAACCCACCAACCGACCUAUUCACCAACCUACCAACCGACCCACCGAUUCACAAUUCCACCAACCACCAACCGAUUCACCAUUCCACCAACCACUGACCGAUUCACCAACCCACCAACCACCGACCGUUUCACCAACCCACCAACCACCCACCAAUACUUUCUAUACAUUCACCUGA
Molecule: messenger RNA, 612 nt
Organism: Ylistrum balloti
Lineage: Eukaryota; Metazoa; Mollusca; Bivalvia; Pectinida; Pectinidae
Exons: 1
Coding region: 1-612 (203 amino acids)
Source: RefSeq, a predicted model, not a curated record